AAAGCUGUUUAAUAAAUCUAAAGUUGGAUAAGGACGGUAUCUUUGACCAAUGUGCAUUACAAACAGCUUCAAAAUGAGACUGGCAGGAGAGCGAUGGCAGUACCAUCCAGCACCAAUAGCAACUCCCCACUUCGAGGAAUCCUAAGGAGGAUUAGCAGUCGUCCAUCGCCACAAUCGAAACAACCGAUCUUUGCCGUCGUUGCCAUUCUGGUUUUCCUCGUAAUCCUGGUCCAUCUGCCACUGAACGAGUCUUCUAUCUAUCAUCAAAUGAUCCGACAAGGUUCUUCCUCGAAUGCCAAGGCGUUCUCUCUCUUGGUGACGCUGCAAUUUCAAGAUGACUCUGCCAAGAAGGAAUUUUUGGAAAUUGCUCGACCCAUGAUGGACUAUGUGUACAAGAAUGAACCCACCACUCUGGGCUAUGAACUGCUGUUUUCGGAUAAAGACCCUUUACAAGUGCUCUUUCUGGAACGUUAUGUGGACAAGGACGAAGCUUACCUAAAAAUUCACAAGUCGAGUGCGGCCUUUUUGACCUUUCGACCCAAGCUACAGGCCCUGCAACAAGCAGGUCGAGUGACCAUGUCAGGUAACUCGUAUGAAGACUCUGGUUUCGGGUUUAUGGGACGUACCAGCAGUUAGUUUUUUGUUGUUGGUGCAUGCAUGUAGCUCAGAGGGAAGUUAUAGCUAACAUCGGUAUCAGGAAUCUACAAUUCACACGAGGAAUAUUUCCUAAUACUAGCCUACUUACAAGUGGGCCAUCAAAAACUGAAACAUUAGCUAAAGGCACUGCCUCCUACCGUACCAAUUUGCUUCGGGCACCAGAACUCUCCAUUGGAGUUUGCUCAGUUUUAAAAAUAUUCUGGUGAAUAUUGAGAAACGAGUCUGAUAUUAGUAGCAGAACGGCAAAGAUCAGCAGAACCCAGACUGAGCUCUACAUACACUACAAGGACGUCAAACUGGAGUACCAUGAAGGUUUCUUGGCAUUACGAAGGAUGACGCGUAUACAUGUAGCCGAGCUGACUAAGUUAGACUUGUACUUGCUAUUGUCGUGCUUUUAAUUUGUUGU
This is a messenger RNA of Seminavis robusta, 1063 nucleotides long. The record is from the annotation of a GenBank genome assembly. NCBI's taxonomy places the organism in Eukaryota, Bacillariophyta, Bacillariophyceae, Naviculales, Naviculaceae.